UCACAGUUAGAUUAUAUUGAGGUAUAGUUCUAAUAUAAAUAACAAGGGUUAAAGUUGCAAGUGCAAGUUAGUUAACUACGGAAGAAUAAAGAAAAGUGAGAGAGAAAAUUAAGAAGAAGAAGAAAAAUGGAUUCAUCAGGAUCAAGAUCAAGAUGUAGUGAUAAGGAGAAAGAAGAAGAUGAGAGGGAGAUGUUGGAAAUGGUGGAACAAAGGAGAGGCUUUGUCCAAGCAUGGUCAUUGAGACCACUCAACCAGCCCUCACUGCGCCACCGCUUGGCCAUGGCCCACCACGUUGAACAACAAAAAAUCGCUCAAUACGAACGACAAAAAAUGGCUCAACUCGAACUAAGGGCACGAGCCACUCGCGACCAAGGUGAUAAAGACCCUCAUCCCAUGUCGCAAGAAAUGGUGAAAGAUGGCACAACAAAUGCUGAAGAACCUAGUAGCAAUGCCCCUCAUCAAGAGACCACAAGAAAUGCAAAAGAAGAAGAAGAAGAUGAUGAUUAUGAUGGUGAUGGUGAUAAUGAUGAUGACGCACAACAGAAGAAUAAGAACCCACCAAAUGAAUAAGUCCCUUUUUGUUUCGCUACCCUACCUCACUGCUUUCAGUUCAAUUGUGUUGUCUGUACAUAAAUAAAUCAUUCCUUAUGAUUGUUUGGCUAAAACUAGUACUCGUAUAAGGAUUACCUGCUAUGGUUUCUUUGUGUGACUG
This is a messenger RNA of Cajanus cajan (pigeon pea), 712 nucleotides long. RefSeq lists its product as uncharacterized. NCBI's taxonomy places the organism in Eukaryota, Viridiplantae, Streptophyta, Magnoliopsida, Fabales, Fabaceae. The record is from RefSeq and is a predicted model, not a curated record.